UAAUGAAAACUGGCAGUUAGUUUUUCAGUGUCCGUUUGACUGCGUGAGCAGAGCACCGGAGGCAGUCAGUCAAUUGAUGGUGGGGUCAGUGGCGAAUCCCAGGCUUCGCAGCCUGCUAUGGUGGCGAAGAUGGGCCAAAAAGGACUGGGCAAUCGCCGCCGUCGGAUUUACCGUUAUCGCCUUCGCUCUCACUCUCCUCUCCAACUCUUGGCGCGACGAACCAGACUCCGAAAUCUCCCGCCCGUUUCUUCCCAACGCCGCCGCCUUCGAUUUCGUUGACUUGACCUUGCUGCGCAACGCCAAAGAUAGAGGCGCCCUUUGUUUGGACGGGACUGCCCCUGGCUACCAUUUCAGGAAGGGAUUCGGAUCCGGCGCCAACAAUUGGCUGCUUCACAUUGAGGGUGGAGGUUGGUGCAAUUCGAUUGAAUCGUGUUCUUGGCGCAAAGGUACUCUACUAGGGUCUUCUAAUUACAUGGAUCGUCGAGUUCCCUUUUCUGGGAUUUUGAGCUCUCAUCCAUCACAAAAUCCUGAAUUCUUUAACUGGAACAAGGUCAAAAUCAGAUACUGUGAUGGCGCGUCCUUCGCUGGCCACCCGGAAAAUGAGCCUAAGAAUGGAUUAGGACCUUUUUUUAGGGGCCAGCUCAUCUGGGAAGCAGUUAUGGAUGAACUCUUGUCAAUUGGCUUGUCAAAAGUGAAACAGGCCCUUCUUUCAGGAUGCUCUGCUGGUGGGUUAGCGACUCUUAUACAUUGUGAUGACUUUCGACAUCUUCUGCCUAAGGAUGCAACUGUCAAAUGUCUUGCUGAUGCAGGUUUUUUCCUUGAUGAGGAAGAUGUUCUCCAGCAUCGGACGAUGAGGUCUUUCUAUAAUGAUGUUGCCAUCCUUCAGGGUUUAUCAAAAAGUUUGAACAAGGAUUGUCUUUCAAGGAUGGAACCAGCUAAGUGUCUCUUUCCUGAAGAAGUUAUUAAACACAUUAAUACCCCAGUGUUUCUUGUCAACCCAGCUUAUGAUUUUUGGCAGGUACAACAUAUCUUGAUACCUGAAGCAGCAGAUCCACAUGACUAUUGGAGAAAGUGUAAACUGAACAUUCACAAUUGCAAUCCCAGCCAGCUUAAAACACUACAUGGUUUCCGUGAUUCUAUGCUGAAAGCACUGACUGAAUUCCAAAAAAAUACGGAAGGAGGAAUGUUUAUAAAUUCAUGUUAUAUUCAUUGCCAGACGUGGAUAACCGAGACAUGGCAUUCACCCACUUCUCCACGAAUAAACAAUAAGACAAUUGCAGAGUCUGUGGGCGACUGGUACUUUGGUCGAAAUGCAGUAAAGCAAAUUGACUGUCCAUUCCCAUGCAAUCCCACCUGCUAUCAUAUGAAUUUCACUGCUUUCUCACGAGGUUGAUUGAACUCAAGAACGCUUCCAACUUUCUGGUAGGUCCAUCUGUAGAAAUUGACAAUGAAGGUGUGUAGCAGAAAAAGGGAAAACGAAAAGAAAAAACGGUUUAUGCAUUGAUAUUACAUUUUCACAUGUUUACAUAGAGAAGAAACACAUCCUCUAAUUUCCAUAUCAACCAGAUGAAAUGUUUUCCUUCAAUGUUGUAGUGAUACUUCUUAAACAGUUUUAUGAUGUUACUAUGUUUGUACCUUGCUUUCUGGAUUCUCAUGCUUGCGUUAGUAGUAACUAUUUUUUUCGUUGCAAUUUUAUGAUUAUAUCCUUUGAUUA
This is a messenger RNA of Pyrus x bretschneideri (Chinese white pear), 1714 nucleotides long. Its product is annotated as pectin acetylesterase 5-like. Bases 77 to 1393 code for a protein of 438 amino acids. Gene Ontology annotation, molecular function: hydrolase activity. The transcript is spliced from 12 exons. The record is from RefSeq and is a predicted model, not a curated record. NCBI's taxonomy places the organism in Eukaryota, Viridiplantae, Streptophyta, Magnoliopsida, Rosales, Rosaceae.